AUGGGCCCGCACCACCUCAGCCUGUUCGCGAUCCUGCUGUUGCUGCAGGUUUCCUCGUGGCUCUGUGAGGAGCCGGAGCCUUGCAGUCCGGGUUUUGGCGCCGAGAGCUACACGUUCACGGUUCCGCGGCGGCACUUGGAGAGAGGGCGCGUCCUGGGCAGAGUGAGUUUUGAAGGAUGCACUGGUCGACCAAAGACAGCCUAUUUGUCCGACGACACCCGAUUCAGAGUGGCCACUGAUGGUGUGGUUAUUGUUAGACGACCUCUACAGCUUCAUAAUCCAGAGACCAGCUUUCUUGUCCAUGCCUGGGACUCCAGUGGCAGAAAGCUUUCCACCAAAGUGACACUGAAGACUAUUGGGCACCACCACCACCACCACCACCAGCAUCAUGACUCUCCCUCUGGACCUCAGACAGAAGUGCUCAAGUUUCCUGACUUCCAUCAUGGGGGUCUCCGGAGACAGAAGAGAGACUGGGUCAUCCCUCCCAUCAGCUGCCCAGAGAAUGAAAAGGGUCCAUUUCCUAAAAACCUUGUUCGGAUCAAAUCCAGCAGGGACAAAGAAAUUGAGGUGUUCUACAGCAUCACUGGAGAAGGGGCUGACAGACCUCCUGUGGGUGUGUUUAUCAUUGAGAGAAAAACAGGAUGGUUGAUGGUGACACAGCCUCUGGAUAGAGAAGAAAUUUCCAAUUACACUCUCUUGUCUCAUGCUGUGUCUUCAAACGGAGAGGCAGUCGAAGACCCGAUGGAAAUUGUGAUUACGGUGACAGAUCAGAAUGACAAUAAGCCCAUAUUCACUCAGCAAGUCUUUGAAGGGUUUGUCAUGGAAGGCGCUCUCCCAGGAACCUCGGUGAUGCAGGUCACAGCCACCGAUGCCGAUGACGAUGUCAACACCUACAACGCUGCCAUUGUUUAUACCAUUGAAAGCCAAGAGCCUACAUUGCCUCAUGACAACAUGUUUACUAUCAACCGAGACACGGGAGUCAUCGGUGUGGUCACCACUGGGCUGGAUCGAGAGAGUGUUCCCAAGUAUACCCUGGUGGUCAAAGCUACUGACCUUCAAGGUUUUGGCUUAAGUACAACAGCAACAGCCAUGAUCACCGUCACUGACACCAACGACAACCCUCCCAUCUUCAACCCAACCAUGUACGAGGGUAAGGUUCUUGAGAAUGAGGCCAAUGCCACAAUCACCAACCUCAAAGUGACUGAUGCUGACGUCCCCAAUACCCCAGCAUGGGAGGCCAAGUACUACGUAUUGAAUGAUAAUGAGAAGCAAUUUGUUGUCAUCACAGAUCCAGUAACAAAUGAAGGCAUUUUGAAAACAACUAAGGGCUUAGAUUUUGAAACCAAGCAGCAGUACGUUCUGUAUGUGGCGGUAGAGAAUGUGGCCCCCUUUGUGGUCAGUCUUUCCACCUCAACAGCCACGGUGACUGUGGACGUGCUGGAUGUGAAUGAAGCCCCCAUCUUUAUGCCUCCUGUCAAGACCGUAGAAGUGCCUGAAGACUUUGGUGUAGGCCAGGAAAUCACAUCUUAUACUGCGCAGGAUCCAGACAGGUUUAUGGAACAGAAGAUAACGUAUCGGAUUUGGAGGGACACUGCCAACUGGCUAGAGAUUGAUCCAGACACUGGGACCAUUUCCACUCGGGCCGAGCUGGACAGAGAGGACUCUGAGCAUGUGAAGGACAGCACAUACACGGCCCUCAUUAUAGCUAUUGAUGAUGGUUCUCCACUUGCUACGGGCACAGGAACCCUUCUUCUGACUCUCUCUGAUGUGAAUGACAAUGGCCCUGUACCAGACCCUCGAACUAUGGACUUCUGUCAGAAGGAUCCACAGUCUCAUACCAUAAACAUCAUUGAUCCAGAUCUUCCCCCCAAUACUUCUCCCUUCACAGCAGAAUUAACACAUGGGGCAAGUGUCAACUGGUCCAUUGAGUAUAAAGAUGCAGCUCGAGAAUCUAUCCUUUUGAAGCCAAAGAUUCCUUUAGAGGUGGGUGACUACAAAAUAAAUCUCAAGCUAACGGAUAACCAGAACAAAGACCAGGUGACUACCUUAGAUGUCUUUGUGUGUGACUGCAUAGGGGCCGUCAACAACUGUAAGAAGACUGUGCCACUUGCUGAAGCAGGAUUGCAAGUUCCUGCUAUUCUGGGGAUUCUUGGAGGAAUCCUUGCUUUUCUAAUCCUGCUCCUGCUGCUCCUGCUAUUUGUUCGGAGGAGAAGAGUGGUCAAGGAGCCCUUGUUGCCCCCAGAAGAUGACACACGGGACAAUGUUUAUUACUAUGAUGAAGAAGGAGGUGGAGAAGAGGACCAGGACUUUGACUUGAGCCAGUUGCACAGGGGCCUGGAUGCUCGACCUGAAGUGACUCGCAAUGAUGUGGCACCAACCCUUAUGAGUAUGCCCCAGUAUCGACCCCGUCCUGCCAAUCCUGAUGAAAUCGGAAAUUUCAUCGUGGAAAACCUGAAGGCAGCCGACAGUGACCCCACUGCUCCCCCUUAUGACUCUCUGCUCGUGUUUGACUACGAAGGUAGUGGUUCUGAAGCUGCCAGUCUGAGCUCCCUGAACUCCUCAGAGUCAGACCAAGACCAGGACUACGACUACUUGAAUGAAUGGGGCAAUCGCUUCAAAAAGCUGGCAGAUAUGUACGGAGGUGGCGAGGACGACUAA
Molecule: messenger RNA, 2658 nt
Organism: Orycteropus afer afer
Lineage: Eukaryota; Metazoa; Chordata; Mammalia; Tubulidentata; Orycteropodidae
Gene: CDH1
Product: cadherin 1
Exons: 16
Coding region: 1-2658 (885 amino acids)
Biological process (GO): multicellular organism development; calcium-dependent cell-cell adhesion; cell-cell junction assembly
Cellular component (GO): adherens junction; plasma membrane; catenin complex
Molecular function (GO): calcium ion binding; cadherin binding
Source: RefSeq, a predicted model, not a curated record